Suillus paluster is the source of this 720-nucleotide messenger RNA. Its product is annotated as proline-specific peptidase. The coding region runs from base 10 to 627 and encodes 205 amino acids. Lineage: Eukaryota; Fungi; Basidiomycota; Agaricomycetes; Boletales; Suillaceae. The record is from RefSeq and is a predicted model, not a curated record. The transcript is spliced from 3 exons.
GGCCCAGGCAUGUCUCAUGUGUACAUGCAGUCGCACGCAGAAAUCUUCACCACAUAUAACAUUCCUGUGGUCUUCUAUGAUCAGUUAGGCACCGGGAGCACCGCCCUGGUCUUCGCCGCCUCAGUCAUCGCUAAUGCUGCCCCCUCUCUGAAGCUCUGGGAACAGAGCAUGCACCAUUGGCUGAAUAAAUUUCCGGAGGACUUCAGAGAGAUGUUGAAAAGGCACGAGAGGGACGGGACAACCUCAUCAGAGGAGUAUCAGCGAGGGAUGAAGGAGUUCUACAACAAGCACUCCUGCCAAGUGAUCCCUUGGCCGGCAGAGCUUGAUCAGUCUUUCGCGGAUAUGGAUGUAAAUCCGACUGUGUAUACCACAAUGUUCGGAACUUCGGAGUUUAAUCUCACGGGUUCGUUGAUCACCUGGGAUGUUACCGAUCGCCUUGACAGAAUUUCUUGCCCGACGCUCGUUUGCAAUGGUCAUGAGGAGGGGGCGCAGGAUUUCGUGGUUAAGCCCUUCAUCGAGAAGAUACCGAAGGUUAAGUGGGUCAAGUUUAAGAAAAGUCACAUUCCGUUCUACGAAGAUAGAGAGUAUUAUUUUAAGACCAUCGGCAACUUUUUGACAGCAGCCUGAGUCGAACCUAGUUAAUGGUGAACAUGUGAGGUACUCCGUUCCGAGUUCCUAUGUACAUAAUCCACACUGUUACGCUUCAAGCAUGGAUGUAUG